Messenger RNA from Ornithodoros turicata, 6681 nucleotides. RefSeq lists its product as uncharacterized. Bases 217 to 2661 code for a protein of 814 amino acids. The record is from RefSeq and is a predicted model, not a curated record. NCBI's taxonomy places the organism in Eukaryota, Metazoa, Arthropoda, Arachnida, Ixodida, Argasidae. The transcript is spliced from 12 exons.
GCCUGAUUGUUUAUGUGGCACGUAGGUUGAUCAGUGUGUUGACGUUUAGUAUGGCCCUGCAAUACAUACAAAAAUUGUAAAUGUUGUUUGAUAGUAAUUUUCUGAUUCGUUGGUCACCGCAGAAGACGAUACCCGAUCCAUAAUACAGAGAAGCAGGACCACCACAACUGCGUGUAACUAGCGGUGGUUUUUCCUUGCGUUUCUCCUUGCCCCUUGAUGGGCACAUGCUAUUCCAGUAAGAGCAAGUCAGCUUCUCACCCCUACACCACGGUGCCAAUGGCCGCGUCAUCUCAGGACGAUGCGCACCGUGCCCUUCGACCAACCCCUUACGCGCGAGGAGGGUCCAGUGCAGGUGGUGGCAACAAAGGCGGAAGCUCUGUUCAACGCUGCAUUCCUCCCCCGAUGAAGUAUCGUAGCCUUCAUGCCUCCGAAAAGUAUUCGACGUCAAGCAGUACGGCUGUGACAGAUGGCCAGAUGAAAGACACCCAACCUGCGAAAGAUGACACAACGAUUGCUGAGAACAAUGCCAACAACAACUUUGUAAAUAACAAACUCAUAUCUAGAUGCAUCCCUUCAGAGAAGACUGAGGAAUGUGAAAAGAAGCAGUUUUCUAUGCCAAAGCAGGAAGAUAUUAAAUGUGAAGGCUCACCUUGUGCAGACGCAACAGACCAGGUAAAGGUUCAGUACUGCUCAACGAAAAUCCCAACAAAAGUCACGGCACUGCUCAGUGGUCUUCCAAAGCCUCAGAUAGCCGUAAUUACAAACAGAGCAUCUACAGUGACAAAGGGCACCUCAGCGUCAUUUCUGCAUAAUGCCGGCAACCUGAACGAAAAGCAAAGUGAUGUACAAAGGGUUUCUCCAGAUAAAGAAAGUGUGUCUGAUAAAAGCCAUAGUAGUGGUGACAGUUCAAGCACAGAAUAUGACUCUGGCAUGGGACAAUCCUUAAGUGAUAAUUUGGGCAACCUGAAAUCAAAAGAAGGGUCUUCGUCGGAGUUUACGGAGAAAUUAAUUCAGAAUGGCAAUGAGAAAAAGACAAUUUUUUCAUCUCUCAGUGCACGCGAGGUAAUGCAGGACACGGUGCCAUCGAGAACGGGAGAUUUUAUUCAGCCCGGGUCAUACGGCGCUUACAGAGGAAUAUUGUCUUAUCGGCACAUAUCUCCGCUGAAGAAAGCUGCGGAAGUGCCCCAGUGGAAGAGAGCCGCGGAGCCAAAAGGAGCGAAGGUUGGCCAGCAUAGGCCCGUCAUCGCAAAAGGAAUUCUGAGCCGUGGAGCAAAGGCUGUCUUGUCCGUUGAUACAGUGAAGGAAGAACUUUCUGCGCCAUGUAGUGAACCAAAGCUUUCAGUUGACAGUGGAUUAAGCCCACAGGAUGAGGAAAACGAUGGAUCACCACAGCACGAGGCUUAUCUCAGUCCAGCUUCUGACGUUGAAAAUCGUGGUUUCCUUAUUGACGACGAUAUCUCGGACCAGCCGGGGUUGAUAGCACUGGAACGCUCCAAGCCCAAAAUUCUUUCUGUGAAGAAGUCCGUUUCUGAGCUGCACGCCCUCCAAAAUACAAAUUGCCAUCAUGGACGUCUCGAUCGGCCCAUCCGUGAGCGACAUUCCAUGUCUUCGGAUGUGGGGUCCUCGUGCUCGAGCCUUGCAUCUGACGACCUUAUGUUGGAUUUUGACAGGAGUAUGGACCCACUAGUGAAGGAUUCUCCUGAAAUCCUCGCCUCGCCAAAAAUAAAGCCCAGUAAAACAUCCACGCCGGCAAGAAGGACCUCUUACGCUGGCCCACUUCAGCAGAAUGAGAAGCGCAAUUCCUGGGAGAGCAGCAUAUCAGAUGAGGGAAAUAACUGCAUUCGUCGAGCAUCGGAAUUGCCACGCUGGUCAGGGCGAACUUCAGGCAACCACCUUUUACUGGAUGGAAGCCGCCUGCGCACAAGUAGUCUACCUCUUCGGCCACCCAGGCAACUCGUACUGCAAGAGUGCGACGGUGGUGUAAAACUGGAUGCCUCCUCGCACCGGUCUAUGUGCCAAGACCUCAACAGUGUCAAAACCAUGCUGCUUCGUCUCCGUAGGGUAUUGCAAGACGCAGAGACCCUGAACCCCUUUGAGCAGACAUCUUCAAAGAACAUUUUUUACCAGGCUCUCGCCCGUACAGAUCUGCCUGCGGGCUUUACGUCUAAUGCAGCAGGUGAUACUCCAGUGGACUGCAUCGAGGUUCAGGAUGUCAUGCAGGAAAAUGUGGACCUGAAGAGGCAGCUUGUCCUCAUGCAACAGCAGCUAGAAGAUAAAGACAGAACAAUUCACCUCCUACAACAACAAAUGAUGAAGUACAUGAAGAUUGCAAAUGCAGAAAAAGAAGUUGCAGCAUCCAAUGCAGCUGUCCAAACAGAGAGGCCAAAAUUUCUUGACCACUUUAUCGCAUCUGAGGAUUCCUGUUCAGGACGAUUGGUCAGCUCCACGCUUAUUGUCUCUGAAGUGAAGCAUGCCCUAGAAGAACACUUUAACUCUGCAGCUGUUUACCAAGAGAGCUUCAGGAGCAAGAUCGAGGACCUGUCCAAGUCUCUGUGCAAUAUUACCGAGUUCCUUCAGCAGACUUCAAAGAAACCCGUACUACGUAGGUCCGUCUCAAACCACGAUGUACUCUCAUCGAGAAUAGUUGCCGGAAUUAGCUAGGCAAAAGGUAAUUUGAAACAAACAGCACCAUUGAUAAAGUGCUCUUAGCAGUAUUGGAACAAGCAGCUGAGUAGAGGUUCAAGCAGCAGCGCCACCUACGUAAGUGGGGGAGGGGUAAAAUACACACGUCUCGCUUCAAUUUUGUGUAGCCAUUUCGUAGACCUAGAUAACUUAUCCUUUAUAGAAAGAGAUUGUUUGAGAGAUUCUGAUGUGAUGGCAUUUGAUACUAUCACAGUACUUAUGACAUUCACUUGACAGGUGGAGUGGCUUUGUGGUGUGUGUACGUGAGAGAGUAUAUAUUUCUGCUAUGCCUGUGCUCUUUAUACUCACAUGAGACCAAGCUCUCAUUGGCAACUAAUUUCAAGCAGAAAUAAGGUGCAAAUUGCUGUAAGGAUGAAAAAGACACAUAAAGCGUGUAAAAUAAACGAGGCACGGGUCCUGCACGAGGAUUUCGUUUACGACUGUGCCUUUCUUCUGUUCAUCUUCGGCAAGCAAAACAACAACUUUAUUGUGGUGGUGAUGACGGAGGAGUUUCAUCUCCAUCUUUUGUUUAAGUUGACAAAAGAGCCACCCCAGAAAUGAAGGUACCUAUCCCAAAAUCAAAGUGAAACCAAAAUUGGGGUCCAGCCGUGUGGUGUCACUGCUGGUUCCCCAGGUUUGGUUUUAUGUUUGUGCACCCAGUAAAGGGUGCAACGAAGUACUGCUGUUUUUAUACUGGUAUAUUAUCAAAAAUAUUGGUAAAUAUCAAUGUCCUUCUCACGGUUAUCAAUAAAGUAUCAACAUUUUUAGUCGAUAUUUUUAUUGGUGGUCAUCUAUAUUCUGUUUCAGAUAUUGAUUUUUAUCAAUAUUCCAAAUUUUUAUAUGUUUGCACCCCUACUGCCUAGUCAUUUGUAGGUUAUUUAAAGCAAUUCAUGGGCACCUGUGCCCUUAGUGCCGAAGUAAUCCACAAGAUAAUGUGAUGCCCAUAAAUCCCCCACUUAUGCCCAUGACACUAUGACGCCUACUCAUUUGCUGUUGAUAUGUCGCCUGCACCACACUUCUAUCUGCCUUGAAAUACCCACUGGGAUACCUCCUCUGUUUCUUGUGUUCAUUGUGUUCCACCCUUACUGUAGUUUGCACCCUACUUUUUGUUUGAAGCUUUGGUAAGUUUGUAGUCAUCGUUUCUGAGUGCUGCGCUGCAGUAACAAAAACUCACCACCCUAAAGCAAUGAUCACAAAGGUCGGAGAAGAAAACAGAGAAAAAGAUAGACAACAAAAGUGUACUUGUGACGUGAACACCUUUACCAUGACGAGCACUUACUGUUGUAAGCAGUCUAUACCGUGUUCCGCUUGCUUGCAAAAUACAGUUUGAGAAUUUAGUACCUAAACGGGAGGUUGGAAGGGGUCUACCUCAUGCACGUUUCUCAGAAUCUCUCAGUGACCUGGCCCGACAGUGGAUGCAAAUGUUCCAUUAUCUGUGUAUUCACACGAGCGACAUCGCCACGGAAGAUUCUAGCGGAAGAAAAAGCGAAAACACUGCUCACAGAGACAAAGUUCGUCCCGUGUUACGUUGAGCAUUCACACGGUGCGGAAUAUCGGGAGUGGCGUACUGCGCACUUAGCAGACGACACUUCGCAGACGCCGCCGUAAGCGUCUUUCCUGUCGUCUGCUACAGAAUAUCUUGUGACUGUCUCGCAGGAUAUUCCCCACGGUUAUCGGUGUACGUGAACACUGGGCGUUGAGAGCCUUGACGUUUUUCGCAUCUUCCGCUUCUGCGGUGAAUGUCACUCGUGUGAGUGCACGGUACGAGAAAGAAAAAUGGAGCUUACACCUUUCUGUAGUGACACUAAUGCGCUCACGCAAUUCCAUGGGGACCUUCCUUGUAGCAACUCUGGUCCUAGUAGUUACUUCAAACUAUUUUUUAUUAAUGAAAUAUGUACGUUAAUUAAUGAGGGUGUGCAAAGCACAGUAAGUUGUCUAGCUGGUGGUGUUCCAUUAAAAUUUAGUGAGCUGAGAUGAACACUAUAAAACUAUUCAAAGCUCAGUCGGUCAUUUCUUGUGUUACGUAUUGGAUUUCUGUACAGUUGCAGGAAACCCCAACUUAUUCUGAGCAAUAUUUUUCAUUCCACUUUGUACUAGAAAUGUUGCGCAUGAAUUUGAAUUGCAUAGUGAUACCUGAACUUUUCUUCCAUUGAAUGCACUAUGUACUAUUAGCAAUUUUAAUUGUGUUAGAACACAUUAGACCACGGGUGAAGCGGUGCCUAUAUACUGUUUUGUUUUUCGUCUGGGUGUUUUCAUCUCUGUGUAUUGCACAUAGUCAAAAUGUGCACAUCGUUUGCACACAUGUGUGCGAUGUCUUACCCAAUGGCAUCCGUAUGGCAGCAGCCUCGUGAACAAAAGUUGAACGUUCCACUGUAAAUUUCCUUUGAUGGCAUCCAGCUGCAUACUGAGUAUUACGUUAUACUCUAAAGCCAUAAGACAUGGUUGAGCUUACAUGUAGUUUAUGAAAUACUAAUUUGUUAGCGUAAUAACAAAUCCAGGAUUUAUAUUGACAAGACAGAAUUCUGAACUUAAGGUCAGAAGACUGAGAUUACUGUAGCAAAGUACCUCGUGCUGUACUGCAUGGGGCAUCUCUGCUUUUUGAUUGGGAAUAUUCUUCAGUGACAUGUCCUGUUCCUGUGUGGAUGCAGUGUUGUGAACAAACCCCAGAUGAAUUGCUUUAAUUCAUUCGUAUGUGUGAACAUGUUUUCACGGUCUUAGAUGGGGUACUAGAAUUUUGCAGUAUGAAACCUGCCUUUCAGAACUGUGAGGCCUUUUUUUUAAUUUUUUUCAUAGAGUCUCCUCAUUCAAAUACGAUAGGUAGAAUAGGGUGCACAGCAAGAGUAAUAUUUUGCGCAAAAGCCUUAGUGCCUAUAAGGGCUCGCGACAUCAUUACAAGCAAAAUACUGUGUUACAAAUUCAAAAUCCUCUUAUUUUGGUGCAAUUUUGACAAGCUUUGCAGUGCAUGGCAUACCACAAGGGAGUAUUAUUGCACCCAAACUUUGGUACCAGCACCUGUGUGGGAGAAGACCUCUCGGAAAAUUGGGGUAAUCUGAUAAUAAGCUCUACGUCAUAGACUAGCGCGGCCGUGUUCAAACAGGGUUGUAGUAUCUGCACAUAGGUGUGUGGCAAGUAAGCGUAAUAUUCCGGAGGUGUCAUUCUCGCAUGAUUUUGGUAACGUUUGCAUAGGUGAUGCACUACCUCUUGCAGUUCAGGAAAUCAAAAUCCUCAGUGUGCACACAUUGAACAAUUGAUAUUGUAAAUGCCAAAAUUGCAAAAUGAAAAAAAAAAUGCUCCUGAACAAAAUUAAUGUAGUAAGUGUGCUGAGAAGCAAACUGGAAGAGCCAGCUUGUAGCCUUGGGUGGCCUUGUGCAGUUCAGUAGUAGUCAUCCUCAAAAACACUUCCUUUAAAGAUACCAGUCUCGACAAUGUACUGCUUCUUUACAGUCGCAUAGGUUCUUGGUAAGUAACUAGUGGUCACUGUAAAGAGUUGCCGUAGCAGAAUAUGAUUGAGGUCGACCAAUUCUUAUAUUGUCAUUCCUGGUUUGAGUUUGAUGCAUUCUCUGUAAAAAAAUAUGCCUUCAGUUAGAAAGGACGCAGGACACGAAUGUACCUUGUGUGGCUCGUGUUAUAUUCAUUUCUGCCUAUGUGAGUGAAAUAUGUAGUACUGUAAUUUGUAACCCAUCCAGUUUUGUUCACACAGGAAUUCUCUAAGUAAGGCCAUAUUGCACUUUGCAUAUUUGGCAUGUAAAGCUACAUUAUUUGUAUAAGACUUUGUAGAUAGUGCACAUUUUCCAUCCAGCUAUAUUUACUGUCAGUAAGUCAGUCUGAAGUAUGUCUGUGUUGUCACUCUACUUGUACAGUGCAUUGUGGCUUAGCAGCGUUUUGUUUUAUGACGCGCAUAACCUUUAGUAGGGCGGAGUCUGUUUCCAACGUUCUAAAUUUGACACGGUUGAGGUGCGCUGUACAUCAAGGUGUAAUAAAUGUGGUUGUACCCUGCGA